This is a messenger RNA of Phoenix dactylifera (date palm), 2198 nucleotides long. Its product is annotated as asparagine synthetase [glutamine-hydrolyzing]-like. Gene Ontology annotation, cellular component: cytosol. NCBI's taxonomy places the organism in Eukaryota, Viridiplantae, Streptophyta, Magnoliopsida, Arecales, Arecaceae. The record is from RefSeq and is a predicted model, not a curated record. Gene Ontology annotation, molecular function: asparagine synthase (glutamine-hydrolyzing) activity.
UGGAGGCCAAGGGGCUCGCCGCCUAAUAUAUCCUCUACGAUCACUUGUCCCAUCUCUCCUCUUACUCCUGCUUCUCCCUCUUUACCCCCCUCUCUUUCCUUUCUACAUUUUUGUUUAAUAUCUUCUUCUUCUUCUUCUCUUUUCUGUGGUAGAGGUUUGGGUUUACGGUUUCUGGUCUCUCUAGUUUCAUUUCAAUCAGUAUCAUGUGUGGAAUACUGGCGGUGUUGGGAUGUUCGGAUGAUUCACAAGCGAAGAGGGUUCGUGUGCUCGAGCUCUCUCGCAGAUUAAAACAUCGCGGACCAGAUUGGAGCGGACUGCACCAGUUUGGGGAUUGUUUUCUAGCACAUCAGCGGCUAGCAGUCAUUGAUCCUGCUUCCGGUGAUCAACCCCUUUAUAAUGAAGACAAAACCAUGGUCGUGACGGUCAAUGGAGAGAUUUACAACCAUGAAGACCUGAGGAAAAGGUUGUCUAAUCAUAAGUUCAGGACAGGGAGCGAUUGUGAAGUUAUUGCCCAUCUGUAUGAGGAAUAUGGAGACAGUUUUGUGGACAUGCUGGAUGGGAUGUUCUCAUUUGUGUUGCUGGACACGCGUGACAGCAGUUUCAUUGCUGCCCGAGAUGCAAUUGGCAUCACUCCGCUCUACAUUGGCUGGGGCCUCGAUGGUUCUGUUUGGAUAUCGUCGGAGAUGAAAGGACUGAAUGAUGACUGCGAACAUUUUGAGGUCUCCCCCCCUGGCUGUCUCUACUCCAGCAAGGAAGGCGGCUAUAAGAGAUGGUAUAACCCAACCUGGUACUCGGAGACUAUUCCAUCACUCCCAUAUGACCCCCUUGCUCUGAGGAAGGCCUUUGAAAAUGCCGUCAUUAAGAGACUCAUGACGGAUGUUCCAUUUGGAGUUUUGUUAUCUGGUGGCCUGGAUUCAUCGCUAGUUGCUGCUGUUACUGCACGCCACUUAGCGGGAACCAAAGCGGCAGAGCAGUGGGGGACUCAGCUCCAUUCCUUCUGUGUUGGCUUGGAGGGCUCACCAGAUUUGUUGGCAGCAAGGAAGGUUGCUGAUUAUUUGGGAACUGUCCACCAUGAGUUUCACUUCACUGUUCAGGAUGGUAUUGAUGCUAUCGAGGAUGUAAUCUAUCACAUCGAAACAUAUGAUGUCACUACAAUCAGGGCCAGCAUCCCCAUGUUUCUUAUGGCCCGUAAGAUCAAGUCAUUAGGAGUGAAGAUGGUGAUCUCUGGCGAAGGCUCGGAUGAGCUCUUUGGAGGCUAUUUAUAUUUCCACAAGGCACCAAACAAGGAAGAGUUCCACCGAGAGACAUGUCGCAAGAUAAAAGCUCUUCACCAGUAUGAUUGCUUAAGAGCUAAUAAAGCAACAUCCGCAUGGGGGCUGGAAGUUCGUGUGCCUUUCUUGGACAAGGAAUUCAUUAAAGUUGCUAUGAGCAUCGAUCCUGAAUAUAAAAUGAUCAAACCUGAUAUGGGGCGAAUCGAGAAGUGGGUCUUGAGGAAAGCCUUUGAUGAUGAGGAAAACCCGUAUCUGCCAAAGCAUAUUCUCUAUAGGCAGAAGGAGCAGUUUAGUGAUGGUGUUGGCUACAGUUGGAUUGAUGGGCUGAAAGCUCAUGCAGCCGAACAUGUGACCGAUAAAAUGAUGCAAAAUGCACAGCACAUAUACCCACACAAUACACCAGCCACGAAAGAGGCCUACUGCUACAGAAUGAUCUUUGAAAGGUUUUUCCCACAGAAUUCUGCAAGAAUGACAGUCCCUGGGGGUCCAAGUGUGGCUUGCAGCACGGCAAAGGCUAUCGAGUGGGAUGCUCAGUGGUCAAACAAUCUUGAUCCCUCAGGCAGAGCUGCACUUGGUGUUCAUAGUUCGGCCUAUGAUCCCCUUCUACCUACAUCUUCUGCCAUUGGGAACGCCCCUGCCAAGGUUGUCAACAAGAAGCCAAGGAUGGUCGAAGUUGGAACUCCAGGACUGGCCAUCAGUACCUAAUUUCCUCUAGAAGAUAUUUAUGGUGCCUGAUUUCUAGGCGUAGCUCAAUGCACUGUGUUAGUUGUGUUAUAUGAUAGCGACUAGCUCAUGUAAUUAAUCUCAGCAUUAGAGCAUGGUGUGGUAUUGGGAUGGAAAGUAACCUCUAAAAUUUGAAUCGAACAAUUAUAUGGCUUUGUUUAGCCCUUCAGUGCACAAAUAAGCAUAAAGAAGCUGAUUCCAUGU